Messenger RNA from Pyrenophora tritici-repentis Pt-1C-BFP, 1143 nucleotides. RefSeq lists its product as uncharacterized. NCBI's taxonomy places the organism in Eukaryota, Fungi, Ascomycota, Dothideomycetes, Pleosporales, Pleosporaceae. The record is from RefSeq and is a predicted model, not a curated record.
AUGUCGGGCUGGACCUCUGACGACUUUGAGCCCGAUUGGGCCUGCAACCCCGACUACGAGUCCCUCGCUGUCUCCGACUACAAAGACGACUGGACCCCGGAGGUCAUACCCAUAGACUUCCUCCCCGUCCGAGAUAUCUUCGCAUCGGGGCUCGGCUUCAUGACAACGCAAGCCGUGUACCCCGUGUACGACGAAACGCUCCUCGCCUUCCUCCACCUCGCCACUAACGCCUUUGAAGCUAUAACUUUCACCUACCAGCGCACCGUCAGCUUCCGCAAGUUCCUGCUCCUCCCUGCGGAACUGCGCCUCAAGAUGUACACCGAGUACCUCAAAGCCGCAAGUAUAGAGGGCAAACUCAAGAAGCAUUUACACACCGACCACUUUGGGAAGGCCUGUUGCAUGUGGACGUGGCCGUCUGAGCUCACCAUCUGCGACCGCAAGUCCGAGAGCGAGCUCCCGACCGCCAAAUACGCACCGUGGCUCCCUGUACUUGCAUUCACCAACAAGCAGGUGCUGGGCGAAGUGACAAUCUGUAUGCUGCAGUCAACAGAGUGGUUUAUCUUCAAAUAUGAGGAAGCCAAGCUAUUUAAGAUUGUAACUUGGUUCGCAAACUGCUUGGCGACGUUUCCGCGCAUUGUAGCUAACGGUUUGGAGACGACAGAGGGUUUCGCGGUGAUCAGGAAGCUAGACUUCCCCCAUGCGAGCAGAUACCAUGAGCAUUGCGUCGGCCCGGUCGUCGAUGAGAAGAACCCAGACAUCUGUUUGAUGCUCGAGUGUGGACAGUUGGAUACGAUAGCAAUGUCUUUUCACUGGCGUCGGCUAGUCAAGGACUUUGAUACAAGGCAGCCGAGGGAGCUAGAGGACUUUCUGGAUUUCUUUCAUUUCCGGCCGAUGCUGGAGCAUGAGUCGAUGAAGAACGUGUAUCUGGAGAGGGUUUACCCGCGGGACGAGGAGGAGAGGACACUGGAGUGUAUGGAUGAGUUUGCAAAGUGGUUGGUUCGGGGAUACAGAGCGAGGGGUAGGGAGGUUAAUGUGUAUGUUCACAAGCGAUGGCGGGUUUUUCACCACAUGACGGUAGGAAAGAAAGUUGUGGUUGAGGAGGAGAAGAAGGCUGGAGAGGGCCAGACAGAGAAAACCGAGUAG